AUGUCAGGCAUCCACGAUUCCAGCUUCCGAACGAAUUUCGAGCUCCGAGUAUCGACACCCUCGACGAAUCUCAUCCAACUCCAAUUGCCUCCACCCCAUCGAACCAAUUCACCUCCGAAGGCUCGCAAACCCUCUAAUCCCGCCAAAAUGGUUCAGAUGUACACUAUCGCCGGUCGCCAGGUCGGCUCCCACUACCUGGCCAUGGGCGUUCUCGCGACCAUCUUCGGCGGCGCUUACAUCGGCACCAGCGGCAGCAAGCCCAAGGCCACCGCCGCCCCUCCCAUCAACGCUUCCAGCUCCGAUGAGGCCGACUUCAUCAAGUGCGUCAUUUUGCCCCGGCAACAGGAGACUACGCGCCGUCGUCGCGACGUUCAUCUUUGCUGA
Molecule: messenger RNA, 384 nt
Organism: Colletotrichum higginsianum IMI 349063
Lineage: Eukaryota; Fungi; Ascomycota; Sordariomycetes; Glomerellales; Glomerellaceae
Exons: 2
Coding region: 1-384 (127 amino acids)
Biological process (GO): proton motive force-driven ATP synthesis
Source: RefSeq, a predicted model, not a curated record